Messenger RNA from Adineta ricciae, 837 nucleotides. Lineage: Eukaryota; Metazoa; Rotifera; Eurotatoria; Adinetida; Adinetidae. The record is from the annotation of a GenBank genome assembly.
AUGAACGGCGCUUUCUUAAUGGCACAGGCACAAGACAUGCUGGGGAAUAAUAUUAUGAAUCCCCAGCAACAACAGAGAUGGAUGGAGAAACCUCCCGGCGAUCCGAGUGGACUCGCAUAUCUAAGACCACUAGAGUCGAUGCUAGCGAAACAAGUAGUUUCGCUGACAGAAAUGAUAAUUGGCAUUCCGUCUCAAGCAAAGUAUGGCAUAUUCAAUGAUAAAGGUGAACAAGUGUACUAUGCAUUCGAAGAAUCUGAUAUAUGUCAGCGUUUAUAUUGUCCGAAAACGCGUCGUUUUGAUCUACAUAUUGUUGACAGUACGAAUCAAGAAAUAAUUCGCGUCAAACGGGAAUUCAAAUGUUGUUCCGGUUGUUGUUGGUGCGCCUGUUGUACAGGAUGCAUCCAAGAAGUUACUGUUGAAUCUCCGCCCGGAACUAUUAUCGGCUUCGUCUCACAAGAAUGUAGCUGCUGGCGUAUGAAUUAUGUCUUAAAAGAUGCAGCAGGCACUCCAGUUUUGCAUAUCACCGGCCCGGGAUGUAUAUGUGAUGGACCGUAUGCAUGUUGUUGUGAAAAUAAGUUUACUCUAUACGGCAAUGAUGGAACAACAGAGAUCGGAGCGAUUCAUAAGAAAUACCGUGGAUUCAUUGCUGAAGCUAUGACAACCGCCGAUACAUUUGCUAUUCGAAUACCCUUAGAUAUGGAUGUGAAGAUGAAAGCUGUGGCUCUCGGUGCAUUAUUUUUAAUCGUAAUGUUCACAACCAAACCAGCGACGUGCUUAAACGUGAUAUUUACUGCUUACAAAAAAAUAUUUAUGCAUCACACUUCAGUAUUAUCGUGA